Messenger RNA from Dinoponera quadriceps, 5067 nucleotides. RefSeq names its product phospholipid scramblase 1-like. Gene Ontology annotation, biological process: plasma membrane phospholipid scrambling. Gene Ontology annotation, cellular component: plasma membrane. The coding region runs from base 2086 to 3048 and encodes 320 amino acids. The record is from RefSeq and is a predicted model, not a curated record. Lineage: Eukaryota; Metazoa; Arthropoda; Insecta; Hymenoptera; Formicidae. The transcript is spliced from 6 exons. Gene Ontology annotation, molecular function: phospholipid scramblase activity.
UAUACUUUUUUCUAUUAUCUGUGCGUCUCUAUUUGACCAACUGCUGCAUAAAUAUAGUAUAAUGAGAAAAAGAAAAAAAUGAUAUUUUCAUAUUUGUGAUAUUGUGUAUAUAUAGGGUGUUCCAGAUUAACAGGAACAAACUUCGUGAAAACGUAGAACAGACUAAAGUGAACGAAAAAGUCCUGUACCAUUUUGCAGACAACCACGCAAAAUUUCGAGUCAUUAAUUAUUGAAAAUGGCCAUGUAUAAAGGCUUCUUUAAUUAAUAACUCAAAACUUUGCGUGUUAUUUGCAAAAUGGCACAAGACAUUUUUUGUUUAUCUCAUUUCGUCCUACGGCCUCCUUAAUUUUGUCCAUGCUGAUCUGAGACACUGUAUAUUCGCCUCAGUUUCGUUUCAAAUCAAUAUUUAUUAUUCGGAUAGUGAAACAAACAUACGAAACCGUAAUUUUGCCUAAUAAGUAAUAAAUUAACGAGAGACGCGCCCUCGUGAUGCACCACUGGAAAUACGGCACUUAAUGAACGAACCUCCUUAACUUCAGAUAAAUAGAUAAAAGGAUGGGAGCCUUAUCAGGACGCGCGGAACGCGACCACAGCGAUAACGGAAAUAUCGCGAUGCGCGAAGCUAUUCGCCGCAGGUAGGAGAAACUCGGCGGUGUUGCUCGCGUUUAUUAGGAAAAUUAAUCGGCGAGGAGAGCGGGGAGAAUGAAAAAUGUUCUGCGAAACGCUCGUUAUCCGGAACGCCUGCUUAAAAUUGCCCCGAAUAUUUCGCUGCCUCGUACGAGAGAUUUUCCGAACGCGGAGCAUGCAUUUUUCCAAAUUUUUAAAAAAUUAAUGAAAAAAAUCACGCGUAAAAUUAUCCGUCGGACGCGAUCGCACCUUCGCGUAUUCGUUCGCACUUUCUAUGUGUGAUUGUAUAUUUAUGAGGGAACGCUAGGAGAAAAUUAUAAAACAGCGAAAGCGCAAAAUUUAAUUAUGUUACUGUGAUAAGCGCUAACUGAUAAAUAUGUAAAAUGUGCGUUACGCAACGAGCGAAGGAAAAAAAUAUCUGCACGCCUCAUCGCUUUUGGGAUAAUCCCGUGCGAGAAAUAUCGUUACGACGUGCUUCCUUCCCUCUCUUCUCCCUUCUCUUUCUCUCUCCCUCAAUUUAUCUUUCGUUCGAUACGUUGGUAUAUAAACGAAGGCGGGUGUAUUCCAAUGGAGAGUCGCCUAGUGCGACGAUAUUUCUCUUCUACAUGUAAAUUUAUUCCAGAAAGGAUGAGGUAUGCAAAUACAUUUUUCCACGUUGUACACCGGAGUUGUCGUCCUAUGACGCUUAUUUGUUAUUAGUGUUAUUAUUAUUAUCCUUAAAAUAUGAUUUAUUCAGUGCUCUGGCACGAAAGAUCCCCUCGAGAGCGCAGAUCACCGUAAACAAAGUUUGUCCGAAUCUCCCCUACCGGACUUACUUAUACGUGCAUGUCUGUUGAAAAUCAUACGGUCGUAACUUCUCAUGAAUCUUGAUUGUAAUCUCAAAGUGCACAUGAACGUGCCACGUUUUCGAAAAAUCGCGAGUUCACACGUUUUAAUAGUCAAUCGCAACAACAAUAUUAUUGCGUUAUCAGAAGCAACGAGGAGAAACAUAUAAAAAUAAUCUCGCCUAUUUUCCGGGAAAGAGGAAGAAAAAUGCGGUUUCUUUUCCGGCGCUGGCCGAGUGAUCGGGCGAUCUGCGCGCAAUGACUUCUCCGAUCAGCGCGCCUUUGUCCGGCGCGCGAACAAAAAGAUAUCUGCGUGUGAUACCGUUUAUCCGCUCGGCAGCGAUAAGCGGCCGAUUUAUCGACCGAUAGCGAGAUAGACGACGAAAAUUAAGGCGUUAUGGACAAGCGUUGAAUGUGAACGAGAGACGUCGCUGGACAGUGCGGUGUUGUCGUCGUACGUUUCCUCGCUUCCUCCUCUGUCAAGGGCUGCGAAUUUUUCGCGCGCCGAAAGCGAGCCAAAUCGCGCGAAUCGCCGAGAAGAGAGGAAAUAAAUUUAACCCUCCACGUUUGCUCCUUUCACGAGACCACGGACGUCCAUCUUGCUCAUGAUCAGGUCGCGGAAGCGGCGCCGAUUAUGGAGCGGAACCACCCCAUCGAAGUCCACGGUUCGUUUCUGAACGAAGACGCCAUGGCGGACACGACGGACGCGGUGACGCAGACGAUGGAGCUGCAGGAUAACGCGCCGGUCUUUUACUCCAGCGCAACGAUCAUCACGAUGCAACCCGGAGCAAGUGACAGCCGAUCUCCUCGGAGACCCAUCCCCGUGAACACCAUGGACUGGAUCUCCACCCCCAGGUCGCAAUUAAACGCGAUCACCGGCACGCAAUUCCUCGCCGGCGUCGAGCAGUUGGAAAUUCAGCAAGUUAUUGAUUUGAGUACUCUGCUCGGCAGAGUGGACAGAGGACACCAGUACAGAGUGAAAGUGCCGCGAGCGGAGUCGCUCUUCCUCGCCAUGGAGAAGAAGGAUGAAACCAAGUCGAGACUCUUCGGCUGGUACAAGGGCUUCGUGCUGAACGUCUUGGAUCAAUGCGGCGAGACCGCGUUCGUCAUCAGGAAGGACCCGAGCUGGAUGCACAUGCCCGGGUCGCGACAGAGAAUCACGGUGGAGAGCGCGAAUCUCAUCGGCAGCGUGGAGGAGAAUUUUAGCGUGAUAGGGCCGCACUUCACGGUCUACGACGCGUCUAAAACGCCGCUCUGCAAGAUACACGGGCCCAACAUCUGCGGCUGCUGCAUGUACAAGGAGGCGUUAUUUCAGGUUGUAUCGAUGGACGGAUCGCGCCAACUCGCGUCCUUGAUGCACCAGUGGGACCACUUGAGCGUCGAUUACGUACUGCUGCUGACGUUUCCGAUAGACACCGACGUGAAAGUGAAAAGCCUGCUCUUGGGCGCCUCGUUUCUGAUAGUAAGCACCUCCUCUUAUUUGCCUAUUUGCUGGCGACCGUACUUUUCCAUCACGAGUGUGUUUUUGUUCUUCGUAUUGCGAAUCGCAUCUAAUUCCCGUUUCGUUUCAGGAAUAUUUGUACUUUCAACGGAUUAGAAGAGCCUCCAGGAGGUAAAAGCCCGCGAGACCAACCAUGCGCGAGCGAUUUGUUAUCUGAAUAAUCGCCCUCACCUUGGUUUUGUCCUCCCACGAAACAAGCGCGUGAACCAUGUGUCAUAUAUGAACUGAUAGGUUCUGCUAAAGAGCCAUUUGACGUUUGUGUACAGAGCAAUUAGAGACAGCGCACAGUUGUACGGAACCUUGAAGUUAUAGAAUUGAUGUACAUACGUGUAUUACGUAAUAUAAUACUCACGGACGGUGAUGUCUGAAGUACAUGAUUUAUGCGUGUCAGCAUAUAUGUGUUUGUGCAUGUGUCUGUAUAUUGUUCUAUUGAAAAAUAAGUUUUAGCACAUUACGUAAGUAAUAAAAGACAGCAGCAAGAGUUCCAACAUUGAAAUAUGCAAAAAUACCUAAGUAUAAAAUGUCUACAUAUCUUUUUCCUUGGAUAAUUUUAAUUUUUAAAUGAGAUAUGACGUAAUUUUGUUUAAGUCAAGUUGAUAGAUAUUUGUGACGGUAUCGUGCGAACCGAAACCGUGCCAUAGUGAGCAUUAAUGAUUUUGUAUCGUAACGGAAAAACCGCCUAUUUAUGCAAAAAUCAAGUUGUAGAUAACACGCUAGACGGAAGAAAAAACGAGGAACGAACGGCGAAUAUAGAUUUUCGUCGUUGCAAUUUGGAAAAUGUUUACGCCACGACGAAUCCGAAUAGAACGUUAUGGGCUGUACAGUCAGUCACAGGAAGGUUGCAACAGUUCUUCUGCUUACAUACUGCAGAACACAAAAAAUACGACGAAGCGAAUUUAAGAUUCACGAAUAUACACAAUAGGUGGUCAGACAACUGUCAAAAUUAGAUAUAUGCAUGUUAAAAUUACACGUGUAUAGUCAUUUUCGAAUUCCGAAAUUCCGAAACAUGUAAAAAAUAACUUGCGACCGUCCUGUGACUGAUUGUACAAAGUCGACAGAUAAAUAGAUACAACACUAUAUCUAUCAACGUUGACAGAUAAAUAGAUGAUGCAACACUAUUUAUUCAAUGAAUUUCGCAACGCAUUGCGUAUCCAACACGAAAAUUUGUUUUUUAAUAAUUCUCUGGUAAUAUAUAUAUUUCCUUAUCGGAUGUGAGGCGUGUUGCGAAACUCAGCGGAAAAAAUUGUUGUAGCUAUUUGCCAACUUUAUACAUUCGUCAAAAUUAGAUAUGUACAUGUCAAAAUCACGUGUGUAUAUGUAAUUUUGACAGUUCUUUGACUAUUUACUACGUAUGUUCGUAAAUCAUAGGUUCGCUUCGUCUUAUUUUUUGUAUGUUCCACAUGUAAAGAAAGAAAUCUACAACCUUCCUGUGACCGACUGUACGUAUUUAAACGCGAACACAGGCAUUCAUAUUACGAAUUCGCUGUUCGUUCGCCCGGUGCAUAUUCAAACUGAAUAAAAACACCUGAACUGUAAAUAAACAUACGAAUUUGAAGGCAAACGAGGCGAUACGAGAGAUCGCGUAUGGUUUUCAGUAACAAAACUGGCAACUUGUGGUUACGUAAACGUUGCAAAUAUUAUUUAAGUGGGUGCAAAUUUUUACAAAUGAGUGGUUGUAUUUUCAUUCGAACAAAACGUGCAUUUCUAAGCAGCAUGUAAAUGUUCGAGAAAUGUUCGCUCUCUUGGUUUGAUUAUAUUCAAACAAAGUAAGAACGUCGAAGAACAUAUUUUAGAGUUUCGAACGUUUUAGAACCCCUAACCUUUUAGGUACGGCUGAAUUCUGCGCGAAGCUAUUUCCCUGGACUGCAGAGCAAGUUUUAAAAAAAAUUUUCUAUUUGAAACGAUAUAGCACUGUCCGUCAGGCAUUGCAGUGCUGUAUCGUUUCAAAAAUAAAUUUUUUGAAUAAGCCACUAUAGUGGCGUGUCGUCCUGAAAGAUGAUAUCCGCGAAAGCCACUAUAGUGGCGUGUCGUACCUAAAAGGUUAAUAUAUAUCUUACGUAGCAAAAAUUUCGCAGUAUCACAAUUAUGCUGCUCUGUUACAAUUCCAUUUUUUAA